AGUAACUUUUGUUGGAAAAGUAGAGAACGAGCAUCCUUUGCGAUCGGCGAACAGAGAGAGAGAGAGAGAGAGAAGGAGCACUGCGAAGGGACGUCGACGAUGGCGAGGCCUUCUUCUCCGACGUCGUCGGGUAGCUCCUCGGAUUCCUCUCAGUUUCCAUCUUCUUCGUCAUCCUCCUCCAGGUUCCCUGCCCUCCCCAUCAUGGCCUUCCGCGAGAAAAUCGUUGAGAAGAUCCUCGAGAAUCGCGUCACCUUCAUCGUCGGCGAAACCGGAUGCGGGAAGAGCUCUCAAGUACCUCAGUUUCUGCUAGAGAGAAAUAUCUAUCCUGUAAUAUGCACACAACCUAGCAGAUUUGCAGUAGUAGCCAUGGCUAAAAUUGUUGCAAAAGCCCGUAAUUGUGAGUUGGGAGAGGAAGUUGGAUAUCAUGUUGGUCAUUUAAAGAUUAUAUCAUCCAGCUCAAAGAUUGCUUUUAAAACUGCGGGAGUUUUGUUAGAUGAAAUACGUGAGAAUGGUCUGAAUGCACUUGAUUUCAAGGCUAUCAUACUAGAUGAAGUGCAUGAAAGAUCUGUAGAGUCUGAUCUCCUUCUUAUCUACGUGAAGCAGUUUCUCCUAGAGAACAACAACGUCAGGGUGGUAUUAAUGUCUGCAACAGCCGAUAUUGCAAAAUACAGGGACUACUUUGGAGAUAUUGCUAGGAGUGAAAGAGUAGAGGUCGUUGCCAUUUCUAACUCCAACCAGCAAACCAUUUAUAAAAGAAGAGUUUUAUAUCUCAAGCAGGUAAAAGCUCGAUUAUUAGUCCAGAUUGCAGCAUUAAUUUUCCAGAGUACCCGCUUAAUGGUUGAUCAUUUGGCAUUCUUGUUUCACAUGGAAUUUCAAGGUCUGUCGGCCGGAGCCAUGUCUGGUUACGAUGGCAAUGGAAGCAACCGUCCCACUGAUGAAGAUCAGGGGGCGCAGGCCUUGUGGACGGCUGCUCGUCGUCUGAAGGCAUCUCAACAGGGCAUAGAGCAGAAUCUUCGAUUAACUCUAGACACGUUAGUUGAGCGGCUCGGUCCGGGGGAAAACCCGGAAAGGGCUGACAAAGUAGCGCUGCGGACGAAUAAUCCUCGUCCGCAGCUUCAGCUGUCCAAAGGAGUCUGUACAGAGAUCACGGCUUCAGCUGAGAUGGUGAUGUGGACUGUGUCGAAGCCUAUGGCUGGAAUCACCACGGCGGGCGAUGCGGGAGAGGUCAUUGACACUGUAGAAAAAUCCAUAGCUGACUUGUCUAGCCAUUUGCCAAAGGGGCCAAUUAUACGACUUGUUGAGAUGAUCGAAAGUUCCAUCGGCAUGAAGCUUGGUUUUGCAGACCCACAUGCAACGAACAAAAUUCAUUUUCUUGCAGUUGAGGAACAAGAUCCCAAGUAUUCUUUGUGGUUAAGGCCGUCAAAUGAGUGGGUCCAGUUAAAAAUGGUAACCAAAUUGCUUGGAAUUAGUUCAGAGUCAUUGUCGGUGAAAUAUUGCAAUGGGGAAAGCCCUUCAACAGCCAACGCAGAUUUUGAACCUGAAGUCCAAACACUCAUUCAUGAUUUGGUAAUGCAUAUACAUGAAAAUGAGCCAGACAUUGAAAAGAGUAUAUUAAUUUUUCUGCCAACAAACCGUUCACGGGGACAGCAAUGGCGUCUUUUGAAGUCCUCAAGUUCAUCGUUCAAAGUCAUUUUCCAUGACAGUAUAGACACACAACAAGCUUUGUGGCAUAUGAAGAUCCGGAAGUCCCACCGUAAGAUAAUAUUGGCUACCGAGUCAUCAGUGACAAUUCCGGAAGUAGCUUUUAUAAUUGAUUCUUGUCGAACAGUACAAGUUUCCUGGGACGGUAACAGGAAAUGCGAAUUCUCGGGGCUCACGUGGGUGUCCAAAUCUCAGGCUGAGCAACGAAUAGGAAGAACCGGUCGGACCUGUGAUGGAGAGAUCUAUAGAUUGGUAACUCGAUCAUUUUUCAGUGAUCUAGAGGAUUACGAGUGUCCAACUAUGCUGAGAUUACGGCUGCAACGGCAAAUACUUCUUAUCUGUUGUGCUGAACUGGAGGCCAUUAAUGAUCCCAGAGUGUUGUUGCAGAAGGCUUUAGACCCGCCUGAUCCUGAUGUUGUUCAGGAUGCAUUAGAUUUGCUAGUUCAUAUGGGUGCACUCCAGACAUCUCAUAGAGGGAGGCUUGAGCCAACAUUCUAUGGACGUCUGCUUGCCAGUUUCUCUCUGUCUUUUGAUGCAUCUCUGCUCAUAAUUAAGUUUGGGGAGGUUGGAUUGCUGCAUGAGGGCAUUCUUCUUGGUGUAUUGAUGGAUAUGCAACCUCGACCCAUCAUCCAUUUUUUUGGGGAGGAUGACUUGUUCACAAAGUACCUUGACAGCUACCUUAGCAGAGAUAAUAGAAAACCCGCAUUUGGUCCUCUGACGGAGGACAAGUAUCACACUAAGCAUUUAAAUCAAGUUCUACAAUUUGAUGAUACGGAGAAGAUGGUGCUAGAGACUGAAGAAGACUGGUGCUUCUUUCAUAAUCUUAGUCAGCCAUCACUUAAUCAUGUCGCUGAAAUAUAUGAAGAUGUCCUGAGUUCAUUGCAUCGAUUUCGGCCCAACUUCCUUGGUACAUCUGAAGGUUUUCCUUCUUAUUACUAUCCUUGUGACUUCCAACACAAAUGCCUCCUUGAGUGUCCGCCAAAUGAAGAUGAAGAUGAAGAUGAAAAUGAAGAUGCAGCUGGCCUAGAUGACGAAAAACUUAAUUCUUCUGCCGACACCAGGGAAUGUGUUGCUAUGCCAUUUGUUGCACCAAAUGACUUCCAAACAAAAAAUGUGGCUGGCACAUUGACAACUGUUGUUAAAGAGAUAAAAGCUCACUACGUUGGAUUGGCACCCGGUGAUCAGCCCGAGAGUUCUUCUAGGAGUCGUUUCUCUGUUAAGAAUGGCCGUAAAUUAUGUAGACAUUUUCUAAAAGGAUCUUGCAACAGGGGCAGUAAUUGCUCGUUUUCUCAUUCAUUCCAAGCAAAAAAACCUGCGUGCAAAUUCUUCACCUCUUUAAAGGGUUGUCGAAAUGGUGAUUCAUGUUUCUUCUCUCAUGAUCUGGGCACACCAUUUUCAUCAGUCACUAAGCCAAGUUCAUGCAUCCCAGAAAAUGGCGAUGCUGACCCGGCACUACUUAUUCGGUUAUUUCCUUUUGCUGAUGAGGAUAUUCUUAUCUUGGAUGACACCAACUUCCAUUUUACCUCCAACAUUGCCCGGAGUUAUGAUCCCUUAAGAAUGGUUGCCACCACACGUCUUAUAGAGUCCUCCAUAUCCCACCCGUCAUUGACUGAUGUCAAGAUUAUGUGGGGACUCCAUCACCCAUACCAAACCAUCAUAGGGAAAUCUGUGGAGAGUCGAGUUCUGUGGAAGUCAGUGAAAUGCGUCUUGUGGUUUCCUGAUUUUGAAAUUUGCGGAUAUGGGAAAAAUUUGGAGGGACAGAGAAGUUUCAUGAAGAAUUUCUUCGAGUAUCUGGCAAUUCGACUACUUGCUGAUGCUUUAUGUGAAAUGCCGGUCAUUCUUACCAUGAACAACCUUAGGUUCUCAAACCUGCAGGUGGAGAAGCUGGGAAGGAGCUGCUUCUUCUUCCUCACCGAGUCAUUUCCUUUCGCCGAGCAGAGCUUUGGGGAAUUGGUGCAUGUUAUUCCCACCCAGAAACUGAUGGAGGUAUCCAAGCCCAUCUCGUAUGUUUUUCGCAUGUACCCUCCCGCAGACAUUGAGUCCGAUGAUUUCCAAGCCGCGAUUAAAAAAUGUCUGCAUGAUGUUCAGUGACUUUCAGUGGCAUAAUGGAUCAAAAGGUCAUUAAUUGCAAAGUGUUUAGUUUAUGGUUCGGAAUAUUCGAGUAACACAAACACAACGAGGUCUUCUGGGCCAUUGGCAGCUCUUCUUCUAUCCAGUGAUUAGAGUUUUGGCUCUUUUUUCGACCUUAGCAAAAAUAACCCAACGCUCAGGAGUCUUGUUUAAGACGUUUGAUACUGAAGCUGCCAUGGACAACCUAAAUUUGGAGUGAAAGGAGCAUGUUAGCUUCAUAACGUUAAUCCCUUGGAUCACUGUUUUCUA
Molecule: messenger RNA, 4080 nt
Organism: Eucalyptus grandis
Lineage: Eukaryota; Viridiplantae; Streptophyta; Magnoliopsida; Myrtales; Myrtaceae
Product: DExH-box ATP-dependent RNA helicase DExH8
Biological process (GO): maturation of SSU-rRNA from tricistronic rRNA transcript (SSU-rRNA, 5.8S rRNA, LSU-rRNA)
Cellular component (GO): nucleolus; intracellular anatomical structure
Molecular function (GO): RNA binding; ATP binding; metal ion binding
Source: RefSeq, a predicted model, not a curated record